Fundulus heteroclitus (mummichog) is the source of this 3056-nucleotide messenger RNA. Its product is annotated as occludin. The transcript is spliced from 9 exons. Gene Ontology annotation, cellular component: bicellular tight junction; transcription elongation factor complex; membrane. The record is from RefSeq and is a predicted model, not a curated record. NCBI's taxonomy places the organism in Eukaryota, Metazoa, Chordata, Actinopteri, Cyprinodontiformes, Fundulidae. Gene Ontology annotation, molecular function: cis-regulatory region sequence-specific DNA binding. Gene Ontology annotation, biological process: snRNA transcription by RNA polymerase II; positive regulation of transcription elongation by RNA polymerase II; bicellular tight junction assembly. The coding region runs from base 251 to 1876 and encodes 541 amino acids.
AGCAGAGCGCCUGUUCGGGGGCAGCAGCUGGAGGAGAACCGCUGACUUUUACCAAGACGGACGCUUCAGACGGAAGAAAAGGGAGCAUUUAGAAAAUUAACGCUGAUUUAGAAACAAGUCAGUGUCCUGGGAGGCUAAGCUCUUACCUUAAACUGAGCCAAAACUUUAACUGGGCGGAGGGAUUUUAACUGGACCCCACCGGACACUGCUGACCGGUUCUCUCCUCUUCAGCUCUCGGUCGUCUCCAGCGAUGUUCGACAAGCAGCCCUACGAGAGUCCGCCAGUCUACACCCCUCCGUCCAACAAUGGCUUCGGUCCUGUGGGCAGCUUCCACGGCCCUCAGAGUGAUUACAACGCAUACCCACCUCCGCCGGGAUCGUACUACAUCGAGGACAGGCCUCAGCACUUCUACAAAUGGCGGUCACCCCCUGGGAUCGUCAAGGCCAUGAUGGCUACGGUGAUAGUGUUGUGUCUGGCCAUAUUCGCCUGCGUCGCUUCGACCCUUAUGUGGGAAUUCCAGUACGGAUAUGGAGCCGGAGGGGGUUACUACGGCUCUGGCAUGGGCUACGGCAGCAGCUAUAUGGGAGGAAGCUAUGGCUCAGGCUAUGGCUCCGGCUAUGGCUCAGGCUAUGGAGGCGUUGGAGGCUAUGGAAGCUACUACGGCUCCUACGUUUCUCCUUACUCGGCCAAAACCGCCAUGAUCGCCAUGGCCGCCAUCAACUUUAUUGGAUCCUUGUCGUUCUUCAUCGCCAGCUUCUCUAAAUCCCGUCUUGUCCGGAGCCGAAAGUUCUUCCUGGCCGUCCUUAUAGCCAGCGUUCUCAUGGGUGUCCUGCAGGGCAUCAUGACCAUUGUCUACAUUGUCGGCGUAAAUCCGAUGGCCCAGAGCUCUUCCAGUAUGAUGUAUAAUCCAAUGCUCAUGAUGUGUCAGAACCUUUAUCAGACCAGCUACUCACAGAUGGGAGGACUGGGAGGCUUUCCCAUGUACAACCAGUACCUGUACCACUACUGCUUUGUGGACCCCCAGGAGGGAGUUGCCAUGAUGUGUGGGUUCCUGGUGGUCAUUGCUUUGGGCGUUGCUGCUUUCUUUGCUCAAAAAACAAGAGGGAAGAUCUGGCGCUAUGGAAAACCAAAUAUCUACUGGCAGGAGCCUCUUGUCGGCGGAAAGGCGUCAGAAGGCAGAGACGUAGAGGAAUGGGUGAACAAUGUGGAGGAAAACCGCAGCGUCCAGGAUGCCCCGACCCUGCUGGUGUCCGAGAAGGGAGUGGGGCUGCUCAACGCCUCAGCGAACAGCGUCAGCUCCUACCCCCCAGCCAAGGUGGACAGCAGCUCUUACAAUGAGGACGAUAUCCAAUACUCAGAGAAAACGACCGGCCGGCCAUCCGAAGCGUUCUCCCACGGCGGCAGGACCAGCUCCAGCCCGUCAGAGGAGACGGGAGGCCGCAGACCCUCCGCCAACAGGGGCAAGAGACGCAGACGUAACCCGGAUAUGGACGAGUCCCAGUACGAAACGGAGUACACAACAGGGGGAGAAACGGGCAACGAACUCGACGAAGAAUGGGAGAGCGUGUAUCCUGAAAUAACUACGGAUGCUCAGAGGCACGAAUACAAGAGAGAGUUCGACGCAGACCUACGGGAGUACAAGCGCCUGUGUGCCGAGAUGGACGACAUCAACGAUCGGCUGAACAAACUCAGCCGGCAGCUGGACACACUUGACGAGGGCUCUGCUAAAUACCAGGCUGCUGCAGAGGAAUAUAAUCAGCUGAAGGAUCUAAAGCAGACAUCAGAAUACCAGUCUAAGAAGAAGGAGUGCCGCAGGCUGAGACACAAACUGUUUCACAUCAAGCGAAUGGUGAAGGACUACGACAAGAACCACUGAAGGGUCAGCUCGGUUCCAGCUCUCCGCUUGGCGGUCCGCACUGCAAAAACCUCUCAGACGUUGGUUAAGAUACACUCCAUAAAUCCCACAGAGACCGCUACAUGCUGAGGCCAGCGUUACAGCAUACACACAGGCGCAUGCAGACUCCUACCGCACUCAAUACAAAGCACAGAUGUACAGGGAACACACGGGGAAAGUGAUGAUCAAGAGAUGUUCUGAUCGCUAACCUAUUUGCAGCAGUUUAUCGGGGGCAAAAUCAAGGCGGUGUCCACAGUUGUAAACAUUUUAUUUUAUUUUUUUAUUGUUUGCACAGUGGAGAUCACACACUGUUGAUGAGAGGUCGUUUGAAACUUCUCUGCUCUUUGGUCACCGGUGUUAAGACUGAAGGAUGCAGUCAUGGGUUAAACUGCUAACAGGGAUUGUUUUGAAGAAAAUAUGCAGCUCUGUUAAUCUUUGGUGUAAACUUUGUUGCAAAUGAGCUUCAGUUAAGCUUUUUUUUUUUUUUUUUAACUGUCAGUAUUUGUAGCUACCGUAACCAUCAGAGAACUGCCGACCCGUGCGAACACUGUACUGCUUUUGUUUUUGUCUACUCCUAAGAUUUGUUUUUUUUAUUUUUAUUGACUCGUAAAUGUGAUGAAACCAAAAAGUGGAUAAACUCACCAGUGUGAUAUACUGUGUUGUACUUUACAUACUUUAAAAGAAUCCAUUUCAUACAACACCUGAAGAACAACCUGAACCUACAUCUGUUGUAUCCGUCAGUCAGAUUGUUGGACAUAAUUAUAUCCUGUACUAAAGAUAUGUGACCUUGUAGCCAGUGCCAUUUAAAAUAUGCUCAGUAAAACAAUAAAAAUAAAACUGGUUUUUAUUAUUCUCUGUCAUGGGGUGCGCCACUAUAAACCCGUCUCAGUGAUGUUCCUCAUCUCCAUCUGCUGUGAUGCUGUUCUAAUUUUUCAGUUAAAUCUGCUGUAGAUCUUAAAAUUGCCUUUGAUUUGCAUUUUUUAUUUUUACGAAUAUUUUAUUGUCUUUUUUUUAAAAACAUUUUUGAGCCAUUUAUUUUUGUAAGACACUCGUUUUCAUUGUUGUCAUGAAAUUCUGUUUUUUGUAACAGCACACCUGCAUAAAUUAUGUUGUCUACAAAGUAUUAAUUUAGCACCUAAUAAACACCUAAUUCUCAACAAAA